Messenger RNA from Branchiostoma floridae (Florida lancelet), 600 nucleotides. Its product is annotated as melanoma-associated antigen E1-like. Gene Ontology annotation, cellular component: nucleus. The coding region runs from base 1 to 600 and encodes 199 amino acids. Lineage: Eukaryota; Metazoa; Chordata; Leptocardii; Amphioxiformes; Branchiostomatidae. The record is from RefSeq and is a predicted model, not a curated record. The transcript is spliced from 3 exons. Gene Ontology annotation, molecular function: DNA-binding transcription factor activity, RNA polymerase II-specific; RNA polymerase II transcription regulatory region sequence-specific DNA binding. Gene Ontology annotation, biological process: regulation of transcription by RNA polymerase II.
AUGGAAACAGGUAAUGGGUCUCCUACUGCUGUUCCACCAAACGUCAGUGAUGGGUCUCCUACUGCUGUUCCACCGAACGUCAGUGAUGGGUCUCCUACUGCUGUUCCACCGAACGUCAGUGAUGGGUCUCCUACUGCUGUUCCACCAAACGUCAGUGAUGGGUCUCCUACUGCUGUUCCACCGAACGUUAGUGAUGGGUCUCCUACUGCUAUUCCACCAAACGUCAGUGAUGGGUCUCCUACUGCUGUUCCACCAAACGCCAGUGAUGGGUCUCCUACUGCUGUUCCACCGAACGUCAGUGAUGGGUCUCCUACUGCUGUUCCACCAAACGUCAGUGAUGGGUCUCCUACUGAAGUUUUAUUGGGCAGAGAUGCAAGCAAGUUUGAAGACAAGCCGGCAGGAACCAAAUCCAGUCUGGACAAUCAGCCUGAAACACAUACUGGAGAGAAGCCCUACAUGUGUGGGAAGUGUGGGUACAGGACAUGUGACUAUUCUGCUGCACAAAGAGGCACCUUGCACCAACAUAUGUUAAAACACACCGGUGACAAACCCUACAUGUGUGGGGAGUGCGGGCACAGGGCUGCUCGAAAGGAAGAUUAA